AUGAUCGGCCUCCGCGCUGUCUUCCUCAUUGCCUGCCUAUUUCCACUCGUCCUAUCCAUUUGUGGUCCCGACUGCACAUUCCGCUUCUGUGCCUCCAAUGAUGUGAUGUUUAUGCGAAGGGUGGGCACCUUGAUGACUGUCCGUCCGCCUGGCAUAUCGCAAGGCGCAUUCAUCUGCCAUCCUGACAUCCCAAACUUGGCCCGUGUUCGCACCGUCGGUGAGACUCUUGUGUUCAACGAAGACAACACCACAGUCCCCAUCUCCCAGUGGAGGCCCACCGGCUUAGACGUGCCCUUCGCACCAGACUUCUUCGGCGUCAAACGUGUCGUCUUCCAGCCCAACAGAUGGGGAUUGGCCAGGGGAAACAGCUCAGGCAACCAACAAGCAAUUUUGCAUGACCGCUGCCUAGCCAUGCCCAUCCGUUCCUGGUACGUGACGAAGCAGGAUGGUUCGUUGGAAAAGAUGACGAGUGACGGGUCGAAAGGCGACUGCAUCUCGUUUGAGACUCAAACCGUCAAGGUUUAUGUCGAGCUUGCGUACGACAGUGGUGAUAUCAUCGAAAUCGAGAUGGAGGAACCAGAUGGCACAAUGAUCAACAGUGAAAACGAAAGUUCUGGACGCGGUCGUCUCAGUGACAAUGCCAACCAGAAUUGUACUGCCCAACCUGCCGGGUUUAAGAACGUCGUCUACAGGUAUCCGCGAGUAGAAGCCAUUCUUCCGGGUUCGUACAAAGUGACUUUGAAACACACACGCAACUGCGGGAAGGGACCGACCACUUGGACCGUCAAGGUUUGGUUGGAUGACGAAAUGAUCUUCAGGCGCAGGGGUAUGUCGGACGCCUCAAACGGAGAGAUUAUUUUCCAAGGGAGCUACAACUUGGACAUCAACUCUUAGAACCGUUUUUCUUGCUAGAAAGGGACUUGGUAAAGGCAAAAUCAAAUGUAAACAUCGAAGCGAACAGUUUAUCGU
Molecule: messenger RNA, 969 nt
Organism: Chondrus crispus (carragheen)
Lineage: Eukaryota; Rhodophyta; Florideophyceae; Gigartinales; Gigartinaceae
Exons: 2
Coding region: 1-894 (297 amino acids)
Source: RefSeq, a predicted model, not a curated record